AACAAUAUUACUAUGCCGGCCCAUCUUUUAAUUCAGCUCGCCCGGUAUAUCUAUUACACCUCCCGUGUCCUUUUUUGCCGCAACAUCUCCCUCCGAACUCUUUCCACACACACCCAAAACCAGCGCAAAGACAAAAAGACCCAACGGGACCAAAGACCAAACAAAGAACUUUCCAAGCAUGCUGAUCUUACCUCACUACUACAGCAAAGUGUUAUCCUUGUCCCAUGGGUUCCUUCGUUUUAUCUCCUACUAUUUGUUUCUGCAAGCUACUACAGAGGAUGGAGCAGGUCCAGAACAAGCCGACCAAGGACGAUUCGAUUCGAGCCACGAAACCCAGUCUCCCCUGAUCGACCUGAGCGUAUCAGGGACUCUCUUUACCAUUCGAAGGGAUUUGUUGGCGGAGAACAAAGGAAUCCUGUCCAACAUUGACGAGCCAGACAAAGGCCCCCACGGGAUCCAUCACGAAGGACGAUACUUCAUUGACGGAGAUCCCAUUGCGUUUCGUUGGAUUCUACACUAUCUAAGAUAUCAAUCCCUUCCGUCUCCCAUUACCCAGUCCCUUACUGAACUGGAGUGUAUCCAGCAACUGGCCGACUGUUUGUGCUUCGAACCACUGCUCGCCUAUCUCAACGGGUGCAUCGAACAGUGUAAUCAGGCGAAAACCCGAAUGGAGGAACUGGAGGAAGAGAUUGAGAGACUAAAGCGGGAUCAUGCAGAAGAACUGGAGGGCUUGAAAAGUUUGCAUGAAAAUGUCAACGCGGUGGAUGGUAUCCGGUUCCUGAGUCACAAGACCAACAAUGUGGCCUGCAAAUUGGCGGAUAUGGACAGCCAGCGGCCAGGAGAUGAAUCUAUCCAAGAUUCGAUGCCCCAACUGUGGAGAUGGGGUGGACAAGCAUCACUGCGAGAAAACCUUUUGGGCAACGAACAGAAAAGCCAUGGUCGUUGAGAGAUCUACUCAAACGAGGUCAUUUGACUUUGAAGGGGAGCAAAAGCGACAUCUGUAUGUGAAGAAAUUCUUGGUGCGUGGCUUCGAAGAAACGUUCUGUAACCGCAUAUAUUGUUGCCCAGCUUCUGUUCAUAAUGUGCGUGAGGCCACUCGAGAUUACAACAGCUGUCAUUCUCUUCAUUGCUGCUUGCCAUGACCCAUCAAGUUUGUUGCGACUUGCAGCUAGCUAGAAGCCACGAGGUGACGAGCAACUCCUGCCAACAAUCCGAUCCGCUUGUGACUCUCUAUUUGAUUCAUAAGUUAUUUUAUUUUAUCUGACAUAACUCAUUUGAAAGAUAGAGUGAACAGACAUAAUACUUCUUCGUCCGCUGUUUCUUGGUGUUCCCAUCCCCAUGGCUGUCCUGAGACUGUGCUAUGCGCCGGCCUAACCCGCCACUCUGACCGUCUUCAUUGUUAGGAUCA
Messenger RNA from Seminavis robusta, 1408 nucleotides. Lineage: Eukaryota; Bacillariophyta; Bacillariophyceae; Naviculales; Naviculaceae. The record is from the annotation of a GenBank genome assembly.